AUGGAAUCAUUUAAUAGGAAGAAGGAAGGGCAGUCUUCAAUUCUCUUGAAGUCACCAGAUGAAUACUGGCAAGAGAUAAGAGCUGCUCAGUCCAUGCAUGAAGUGGUGUUAUCUAACAAGGCAAAAUAUUCUCCAAAUGAGAAUGCUCAAGAAAGUGGUAGUGCUAACGUUGAAGCACCAAGUCGAGACAAUAUUGAGUCAACAUCUGCUUCAUCACUCUCAGCUGAUGAUUGA
Miscanthus lutarioriparius is the source of this 234-nucleotide messenger RNA. NCBI's taxonomy places the organism in Eukaryota, Viridiplantae, Streptophyta, Magnoliopsida, Poales, Poaceae. The record is from the annotation of a GenBank genome assembly.